AGCUGCACCUGCUUCCAGCUCGAACCACUGAACCUGUUGCUCUGGGACUUUCUGGGUUGGACGCGAUGCCUCGUUUGCCUCUCGUUUACGUGGACUUCUUCUACGGCCCUCUGACCGAGGACGUGGAGGAGCUCCUCGCUCGCUUCCAGCUCACGGACUCGGUGAGGUACGAGGACUUCUCCGCCAUCUGGAGGGGCAUGGGCUUCUCGGACGUCUUCGUGGGCAUCACCAGCAUGAUCGAGAUGAAGAGGUUCUGCAGGAUAUGCAUGGCCACGGCCUUGAAGUACUUCCUGCCUCCGUACAGCUACCAGAUCCGAGUGGGCGGCCUGUAUCUGAUGUUCGGCUUUUACCACGCUCAGCUCGCCAGCCCGCCUGUGACGGUGAGACUCCCCCUGAAGGACUGGCCUCACGUCCAGACCUUCCUCAGAGACACCGUGGACUCCGGCCACCUGGACGUGGUGUACAUAUUCCAGAAGCUCGUGGCAGACAAAGCCGUCCACUACGCGGCCAUGCCGCAUUUUCUCACCUUCCACAAGCAGCGGAAGCCGAAGAAGGAGGCCGUGUGCGCCGAGUUUCUGGGCCGGACGACCGCGGUGCACGAGCUGGUCUCCGCGAACGUCGUGGAGGAGGUGGCCAACGUCCAGAACCACUACGAGAAGCUGAAGGAGUCCACCGCGGAGGUGGGCGCCCACGUCGACAUGACCCACCGAGACUUCGCUUCCCGCCUGAGAGGCUGCAUGACGGAGUUCGUCGCGUGGCAGCAGAAGACUUUCUCCUCCUCGCAAGCCAAGAAGGACGCUGUAGAGGAGGAGGAGGAGGAUGAGGAGGAGGAAGAUAAUGAAGAGGAGUCCAGCAGCAGGAGAGCCAGGCUCCUCUCCGCCAUCAAGCAGAAGAGCUACAACAUCUACCGGGAGGCGUCCAAGUCCAGGAGACACCGGCAGGCGGAGACGGUGGACGUGUGCAGCCGGGGGCCGGAGCAGGAGGCGUCGGGUCUGCAGAGGAGGAGGCCUCCCUCCCUCCGGACUCGCACCUGCCAGAGCCUCGGGAUGACGGAGGAGGAGGAGGAGGACAACCUGCAGUCCUGGCUGCUGAGCGCUCCGGACCAGCGGGAGAGGGUCCCGGUGAGGAGGGUCCAGAACACCCCGCCCUUCAAACCCUGAGGGAAGGAAGGAAGGAAGGAAG
Mugil cephalus (flathead mullet) is the source of this 1182-nucleotide messenger RNA. Its product is annotated as snRNA-activating protein complex subunit 1-like. Gene Ontology annotation, biological process: snRNA transcription by RNA polymerase II; snRNA transcription by RNA polymerase III. Lineage: Eukaryota; Metazoa; Chordata; Actinopteri; Mugiliformes; Mugilidae. The transcript has a single exon. Bases 66 to 1160 code for a protein of 364 amino acids. Gene Ontology annotation, cellular component: snRNA-activating protein complex. The record is from RefSeq and is a predicted model, not a curated record. Gene Ontology annotation, molecular function: sequence-specific DNA binding.